CCUGCGGGGCAGAGCCGGCGCUCUCGGCGGGUUCGGCGGCAGCGGCGGGGAAUGAACGCGGAGCGGGCGCGGGAGAUCCGCCAGCUGCAGAAGGCAAAGGAGAAGGCUCAGCGUGUUGGGCACCUGGUGGAAGAAGCGGCGCUCUGUAACCAGCUGGGAGAGAUUUUGGCCAGCUGUGGUCGUUAUGAGGAAGCUCUGGAGGAGCACCGCCAGGAGCUGCGGCUGCUGGAAGGUGCCGGGGAUGGGCUGGGCUGCGCCGUGGCUCACCGCAAGAUCGGAGAACGCUUGGCUGAAAUGGAGAACUAUGAGGCUGCACUCAAACACCAACACCAGCACUUGGAGCUGGCGCGGGGACUGGCGGAUGAGACGGAGCAGCAGCGAGCUUGGGCCACCAUUGGUAGGACCUACAUGUUCAUGGCUGAGAGUGAUGGCACCGUGGCUCAGGAGGCCUGGAGGGAGGCUGAAAGGGCUUUCCACACCAGUUUGACCAUCGUGGAGGAGAAACUGGAGGGAGCUGUCCCAGCGCGGGAGGUGACGGAGAUGAGGACCAGGCUCUACCUCAACCUGGGACUGGUCUACGACAGCUUGAAGGACCCGGCCAAGAGCCACCAGUACAUCAGGAAAAGCAUCUUCCUGGCAGACCAGGGCCGGCUCACUGAGGAUCUUUACCGAGCUUACUUCAACCUGGGCCACAUCCAGCUGCGGGGGGGGGACCACUCGGGGGCGCUGCGGUGCCUGGCGCGAGCCCGCGACUGUGCCCGGAGGAUGAAGGAGAAGGAGCUGGAGAGUGACUGCUGCAGCAGCACUGCCCAGGUCCUGCUGAGCUUGGGGGACUUUGCAGCAGCCAAGAGGUCUCUGAAGCAAGCCUACCUGCUGGGGCCACCACAGCCCUGGCAGAGGGACCUCCUGCGCUCCAACCUGCGCUAUGCCACCAAGGUGACGCGGCUGCAGGAGGCCCUGGAGGAGGCGGUGGCCAGCGGUGCCUCGCCGGUGGCUUUGUCACUUUGUGAGCAGCUUGGGGACACCUUCUCCAAGCACGGGGACUACAGCCGGGCCGUGGAGUCCUACCAGAGGCAGUUAAGCUUGGCCCAGGAGCUGGGGAGGCCACCAAGGGAAGUGGCUGUCAUCCACGUCUCCUUGGCCACCACCUUUGCGGACCUCGGGGACCACGCGCGAGCUGUGCACCACUACCGGCAGGAGCUGGCCCUGCACCGGGGGGAUGCGCUGGAGGAGGGGAAGACCUGGCUGAACAUAGCACUGGCCAUGGAGGAGGCUGGGGAGCCCCCUCCCCAAAUCCAGAGCUGCCUCCAGACUGCCCUGGAGCGAGCCCAAGCAGCUGGAGACGCUCGGGUGCAGCGCCAGGCCCUGCGCCAGCUCCACGCUCUCCAUCUGCGGCUGGGGGAGGCCAAAGCUGCCGCAGCCACCCUGGAGCAGCUGGGGGGCCUGGGGGGAGCCCCCCAGGAGGAAGAAGAAGAGCUGGAGAGCAGCCAGACACAGGAGGAGGAAGAGGAGAGUGAGCUGGAGCUGUCCGAGAGCGAGGGGGAGGAGGAUGAGCUGGAGGGAUACAGCAAGAGUGUCCCUGGAAGGAGAAGAGUCUGUAAGUGGAACCGUCGCAACGAGCGGGGUGAGACUCCCCUGCACCGCGCCUGCAUCGAGGGCGACCUGCGCCGGGUGCUGCUCUUCCUCAAGCAGGGGCACCCCCUGAACCCCCGGGAUUACUGCGGCUGGACCCCCCUGCACGAAGCCUGCAACCAUGGGCAUCUGGAGAUCGUUCGGGUGCUGCUGGAGCGGGGGGCAGCGCUGGAUGACCCGGGGGGGCCCGGCUGUGAGGGCAUCACCCCCCUGCACGACGCCCUCAGCUGCGGGCACUUCGAGGUGGCAGAGGAGCUGCUGCGCCGCGGGGCCUCCGUCACAGCCAGGGACAGCCAGGGCCUGACGCCGCUGGGCACGCUGGAGCGCUGGCUGCAGGCCUACGGCCCAGAGCUGGACCAGGAGACCUGGCAGCGCUGCCAGCACACCCAGAGCCUGCUGCGCCAGGCCGCCGCCGCCACACCCGCCCAGUCACAGCUCUACCAGGACUCGGUGCCAGAGGGUGACGGUGACGCCGGGGACGGUGACAUGGUGCCACUGAAGCCGGUCAGGAAGCGGCUGCGGGCGCCCACGCUUGAUGGGGGGGACACGGAGGGGCUGGAAGUGGAGUCGGAGCCAUGUGGAGCUGCUGCUGGGGGGCUUGGCAGUGCCAAAUCCCUCUGUGGUGGCACCAAAUCCAUCUGCGAUGGCACCAAAUCCCUUCCCGGAGGCAGCAGACCCCUUCCUAAUGGUGCCAGAUCCCUUCCCAGUGGCACCAAAUCCCUCUUUGGCAACACCAAAUCCUUUCCUGGUGGCACCAAAUCCCUUCCCAGUGGUGCCAAAUCCCUCUCAGGCACCACCAAACCCCCUCCCAGUGGUGCCAAAUCCCUCUUGGGCACCACCAAACCCCCUCCCAGUGGUGCCAACCCUUCCAUCGGUGGUGGCACCACAGCGGCAUGCCGGCUGCCGGCACUGAUCCCACUGGAGCAGUACCUGGAGGAGGAGAAUUGGUUGGAAGAUGACCUUGGGGAGGCUCGAGGUGGCCGCAAACGGCCUCGCCGGGACGCCCAGGACUGGUUGACAGCCUCAGGGGACAGCACAGGAGCGGAGAGCGAUGGUGGGGGCCCAGCUGUGGCACGGCAGCGACCGCGGCGCUGCCGGCAGAGCCGCUUAACCGGGCUGGUCCGGAGGGGUCGGAGAGAGCAGAGCCCCCCCGAGGCUGCUGGGAACCCCCUGUCUGGGGAGGAAGAAGAGGAGGAGGAAGGGGAAGCCUCUACCCCAGCACUGCCAGGACCCAUGCCAGGACCUGUGCCAGGACCCCUGCCUCCGCUCCGUGUGCGCGUCCGUGUCCAGGACAGCGUCUUCCUCAUCCCCGUGCCCCAGAGCAGCCCUCCCCACGCGGUGCACUGGCUGGCGGCGCGGGCAGCCGAGCGGUUCUACCAGGGCAGCGGGCUGCUGCCGCGCCUCAGCCUGCGCCGCGACGGGGCCCUGCUGGCCCCACAGGACCCCGUGGGGGACGUCCUGCAGAGCAACGAGGAGGUGCUGGCAGAGGUGCAGGGCUGGGAGCUGCCACCCUUAGCCGAGCGCUACCGAAGGGCCUGCAAGAGCCUGGAUGUGGAUGCCCACCCGCUGCUGCUGAAGGUGCUGGAGUUGCAGGAGCAGAGCCCAGGGCUGGCGCUGGGGGGUGGCCUGUCCCUGUCCCCCCCGCACCUGCCCCCGCUGCUGAGGGCCCUGAAGCUGCAGGAGGGGCUGCGGCAGCUGCGGCUGCGCGGCUGCGGUGUCACGGACGCGGUGGCCACCGAGCUGCUGGCCACGCUGAGCACGCUGCCAGCCCUCACCCAGCUCGACCUCGCUGGCAACAGGCUGGGAGCCAGAGGGCUCCGGGACCUCCUGCCCCAGCAGCCACACACCUUCCAGAGCCUGGAGGAGCUGAAUCUGAGCCUCAACCCUCUCGGGGACGCCUCUUGCCGGCCCCUUGUGGAGCUGCUGCGACACUGCCCAGCCCUCACCACCCUGCGCCUGGAGGCCUGCGGUUUCACCGAUGCCUUCCACCUGGAGGGAGCGCCACGCCUGCAGACCCUGAGCCUGUCGCACAACGCGCUGGGCGCGGCAGGGCUGGCUCGGCUCCUGGCCUCGCUGCCAUGCCGUGGCCUGGCACGCCUAGAGCUGGGCUCCGUCAGCGGGCAGGCACCACAGCCUCUCACCCCGGCACUCGGCAAGUUCCUGGCACAGGAGGGCUGUGCCUUGAGACACCUUACCCUGUCUGGGAACCACCUAGGUGAUGGAGACAUCCUGGAAGUGGCCAGGUGCCUCACAGCUUGCCCAGCUCUGGUGUCCUUGGAUUUCUCAGCCAACCCUGGCAUCACCACGGCAGGACUGCGGUCACUGCUCAACGCUGUGGAUGAGAGGCACCAGGGGCUGCAGUUCCUCAGCCUGGCAGGUUGCUCAGUAGAAGCUCCUCUGGACACCGAAAGCACCAGCAAGAUCCAGGAGCUGCGGCUCUGCGGGCGCUGUGCCAAAGCCGGCGAAGCUUGGCGAGGUGCUGCCAGGCUCUGCACCGUCACACGGCACCACAAGCUCUUCUGGAAAGACCUCUGAAGCACUGCUGGCACUGGUUUUGGACUGGUGGCUCAUGGUUUUACACGGCGUGGCUCAUUACACCUCCUAUUUAUG
This is a messenger RNA of Pogoniulus pusillus (Red-fronted tinkerbird), 4242 nucleotides long. It is a transcript of the gene TONSL, whose product is annotated as tonsoku like, DNA repair protein. Gene Ontology annotation, cellular component: nuclear replication fork. Gene Ontology annotation, biological process: double-strand break repair via homologous recombination; replication fork processing. Gene Ontology annotation, molecular function: protein binding. NCBI's taxonomy places the organism in Eukaryota, Metazoa, Chordata, Aves, Piciformes, Lybiidae. The coding region runs from base 52 to 4167 and encodes 1371 amino acids. The record is from RefSeq and is a predicted model, not a curated record. The transcript has 25 exons.